CAUCACAAAAGUAUAUAACCUCAACUUGUCGAAAAAAAUGUUGUUAAAAAAACAAAAAAGUUUAUUUAAAAUAGUAAUAUUUAUAUUGUUAAUAAAUCAAACAAAAAGUGAUAAAACUGAAGAUGAUGAUUAUGAAGAUAAAGAAGUAACUAAUUCAUAUCAAACAGUUGGAAAUUAUAUAAGUGAAUAUCUUGAAUCAAUCAAAAUAAAACCAUCAAAUAAUUUAAACAAUAUAAAUUCAUACAAAAAAAAAAUACAAUCAUCAAAAUAUAUGCUUGAUAUUUAUCAUAACAAUAACACUGUAAAUAAAAAUGAUACAAUAAUACGUUUUUCACCACGUGAUCAAAAUAAUAAAAAAGCACAAAAAGUUAAAAGAAUGUGGUUUGACAUUAAAAAUAUAAGUGAUAAUUAUGGAAUUCUUAUUGAAGCAUCAUUAAAAUUAUAUCGUGAUAAUACAUUUAUAAUUGAUGAUCAUAAUAGUUAUAAUUUUAUUCUUAAUAUUUGGCUUAAAUUAAAAAGUGAAGACAAUGAACCACCUAAACAUCAACUGGUUGAUUCAACACAUGUACCAGCAAAAUUUUAUGGCUGGAUGAGUUUUAAUGUGACAAAGUGUCUCAAAGCUUGGACUGAUAAUCCAAAUGAAAAUUAUGGAUUGUAUGUUAAUGUAACUGAUGAAUAUAAUAAUUACAAGGAUAAAAUAACACCAGAAAGGUUUGGUGUAAUUGGAUUUGAUGGUGACUUGGAAUAUCAGCCAUUUGUAAUAAGUUAUUAUAAAAAAACAAUAAAUGGUAAAAUUAAUAAAACAAAAAGUGAUGAAAUUAAAGAAGAUGACGAUGAUGAUGAUGAUGAUGAUGAUGAAGAAUACAUGACAGCUGAAAGUUAUCUAGGUGGUUAUCUUAAAAGAUUGGGACUAAAUCCAGAACACUCUUUAAACACAACAUCAUUGAAAAAAAAACAAUCAGCAUCAGAAUAUACACUAGGUAUUUUAAAAGAAAAGAAAAUGGUUGAUCAAAAUGUUACAAUAAAAAUUAUACCACCAAUUGAUCAUGAUGGUGGAAAAGCUAAAGAAGUUAAAACAAUGUGGUUUAAUGUUGAAGAUAUAACUGAUUAUAAUGGUAUUAUCAUUGAAGCAUCAUUACACUUAUAUCGUGAUAAUACAUUUAUAAUAAAUGAUAAGAAUGAUAAUAAUAAAUAUACAUCUAUGAUAAUUGAUAAUACUAAUUAUAAAUUUAUCCUUAGUAUUUGGCUCAAAUUAAAGACUGAAGACAAUGAACAACCUAAAUAUCAAUUGGUUGAUUCAAUACGUGUGCCACUAAAUUAUUAUGGCUGGAUAAGUUUUAAUGUGACAAAGUGUCUCAAAGCUUGGACUGAUGAUCCAACUAGUAAUUAUGGAUUGUUUAUAAAUGUAACUGAUAAAAAAAAAAAUUACAAAGACAGCAUGACACCAGAAAAAUUUGGUGUCAUUGGAUUCAAUGGUGAAUCAGAAUAUCAGCCAUUUAUUAUAAGUUUCUAUAAAAAAACAACAAGUAGCAAAAUUAAUAAAACAAAAAGUAAUGAAAUUAAAUAUGAAGAAGAAGAAGAAGAUGAUGAAGAUGAUGAUGAAGAAGAAGAAGAAGAAUAUAUAACAGUUGAAAGUUAUUUAACUGAUUUUUUUAAAAGAAUGGGAUUCAAUCCACCAGCUAAUUUAAACACAACAUUUGAAAAAGAAAUAUCAGCAUCAAAAUUUAUGCUAGAUAUUUAUAAUAAAAAUAAAAAUAAUGAUGUUGAUGAAAAUGACUCGUUAAGUAAAAGUGAUACAAUAAUAGCAUUUUCACCACUUGAUGAUGAUGGUGAAAAAGCUAAAAAAGUUAAAAGAAUGUGGUUUGAUGUUGAUAAUGUAACUGAUAAAAAUGACAUUCUCAUUGAAGCAACAUUAAAAUUAUAUAUUGAUAAUAGAUUUAAAAUAAAUGAUGGUAAUAAACAUAAAUUUAAUCUUAGUAUUUGGCUUAGAUUAAAAGCUGAAGACACUGAUCAACCUAAACAUCAAUUGGUUGAUUCAAUACAUGUGCUAAAAAAUUUCUAUGGUUGGAUUGAUUUUAAUGUGACGAAUUGUCUUGAAGCUUGGACUGAUGAUCCAAGUGAAAAUUAUGGAUUGUAUAUAAAUGUAACUGAUGAGUAUAAAAAUUAUAAUGAUAAAAUGACACCAGAAAAAUUUGGUGUCAUUGGAUUUGAUGGUGACUUGGAAUAUCAGCCAUUUAUAAUAAGUUAUUAUAAAAAUACAAUAAAUAGUAGAAUCCAAUUACACUUUGAAGAUGAUUUUGAAAUUUAUACAAGAAGAAGAAAAAGAGACGUUAGUUCAUUGAGUGAUUUAAUGAGUAAAAUUAAUGGUACGUUUCUUAAUUCAAAAUCAAAAAAAAAGAAACAUUGUCGACUGGAAAAGCAUCAUGUUGAUUUUGCAAAAAUUGGAUAUCACAAUUCAAUUGUUGAACCACCUGGAUAUGAGUUUUCAGUUUGUCGUGGUGAGUGUAGCUUUGUCAUGGGAACAAAUGUUGGUAUCACUAAUCAUGCUGUUGUACAAAUGUUGAUGAGUUAUCAUUAUCCAGAAGUACCAAAGCCAUGUUGUACACCAAGUAAAUUGUCACCAUUGUCAGUUUUAUAUAUGGCCAAGGAUAGUAGUCUUGUACUUCAAAAUAAACUUGAUAUGAUUGCUGAUGAAUGUGGCUGUCAUUAAAUUAUAUUAUUUUUAAAUUAUAUAUAUUUUUUUUUAGUACUAAUUGUAUCAGUGAGACAGUCGUUAAACAAACAUAAUGACAAUGUAAAUAAAUAACA
Molecule: messenger RNA, 2808 nt
Organism: Aphidius gifuensis
Lineage: Eukaryota; Metazoa; Arthropoda; Insecta; Hymenoptera; Braconidae
Exons: 2
Coding region: 38-2710 (890 amino acids)
Biological process (GO): BMP signaling pathway; SMAD protein signal transduction
Cellular component (GO): extracellular region
Molecular function (GO): growth factor activity; cytokine activity
Source: RefSeq, a predicted model, not a curated record